Sinocyclocheilus anshuiensis is the source of this 2474-nucleotide messenger RNA. Its product is annotated as derlin-1. The coding region runs from base 207 to 965 and encodes 252 amino acids. The record is from RefSeq and is a predicted model, not a curated record. The transcript is spliced from 8 exons. Lineage: Eukaryota; Metazoa; Chordata; Actinopteri; Cypriniformes; Cyprinidae.
CGGAAAAUCGCAACAAGGACGCGUCUGUACGCGGCCACGUCAUGUAAACCAAACGGGGAAGGAGUGCGUACCACAGGGUAACGUUAACUGAACCAAAAUAGAAGACUGAAGCAGCAUUUCUGCCUUGUGUUCACAGACUCGUUUUCCUAACCCGCAUCGGCGGAGAACCCACAGAGAAUCUCCAGGCUUUCUAAUCAUAUGGCAAGAUGUCAGAUAUCGGGGACUGGUUUAAAAACAUCCCUUUCAUCACUCGUUACUGGUUUGCUGCCUCAAUUGCAGUGCCGCUAAUAGGAAAACUGGGAUUAAUCAGUCCUAUGUACCUUGUGUUAUGGCCGGAGGCUUUCUUUCAUAAAUUCCAGAUAUGGAGACCGAUAUCUGCAACGUUCUAUUUCCCAGUUGGCCCAGGGACAGGUUUUCUAUACCUGGUUAAUUUGUAUUUCCUCUACCAGUACUCCACGAGGCUUGAAACAGGAGCUUUUGAUGGAAGACCAGCAGACUACAUGUUCAUGCUUCUAUUCAACUGGAUUUGUAUUGUUGUAACAGGUCUAAUGAUGGACAUGCAGCUCCUGAUGAUCCCCUUGAUCAUGUCUGUUCUGUACGUUUGGGCUCAGCUAAAUCGUGACAUGAUUGUAUCUUUCUGGUUCGGCACCAGAUUCAAGGCUUGUUAUCUUCCUUGGGUCAUUCUGGGAUUCAACUAUAUCAUCGGUGGCUCCAUUGUCAACGAGCUGAUUGGGAACUUAGUUGGCCACCUUUACUUCUUUCUGAUGUUUAAAUACCCCAUGGACCUGGGUGGCAGGUCCUUCCUCUCCACCCCACAGUUCCUGUACCAGAUGUUCCCAAAUCGACGAGGUGGGGUGUCUGGAUUCGGCGUUCCUCCAAGCAGGAGACCUGUGCCCCAAGAGCAGCCAGGAGGCGGAGGUGGGCGCCAUAACUGGGGUCAAGGCUUUCGGCUGGGGGAUGACUGAUGCCUUUGACUCUUGCAUCAAUGGAUAAAUUCAGAAACUUCUAACAUCAAUGCUGCAGAAUAUGGAUUUUAUGUUUUGGGUUUGUGUUGCAUUUCUUCUGACCCACAAGGAAAAGUGACGGGGCUCCUUUCCAGCGUUACGUAUUUUCCUAUUACUCUCAAUGUCAUAUCACACUGUUAUUGAGUUUCACAGUGUGUACAGAAACUCUGCAAGAAAUAUGUACAGUAGCAGAGUUGCCGUAAUUGUAGAAAAUUCAGGGGACUUUGAUGGUGUUUCCCAUAAUAUGACCGCAUCGUUCAGUGUAUUCAUGUUACUUGCUCACAAUCAAAUGUAGCUGAUUAAUUUCGCCAUGAAAUGUUCAGUGUAGAUUGUUAGCAUGGUUGUUUGGGAAUGGUCAUGGACUUUAAAUCUAGAAAGUUUUUUUUUCUUUAUCACCUCAUUUGUCUAAAUUAGGUUAAAUUUAUUGUAAUUUUUCUUAAUUAACUGAAUUAACAAUCAGAACAUGCACAUGAAAGUGCUGUGCAUUUUUCAGUCUGUUUUAUACAUGUAUGGAUAUUUCCAUCUGUUUGUUUUAUAGGUUUAGAUGCCUUGAGUAUAGUUUAUCAAUCAAACCAUUUACAGUAAAACUGCCAUGAACUUUUCACACAUUACUGAUGAUUAAACUGUUAACAUUUAUCUUGUGAUACAUACUCAUGCUAUCUAAAAAUGUUCUGACAGGAACAGAUAAAGUUUUAUAAUUAUUUGUACACUGGAAGUUAUAUUUAUCACUUUCAGUGCUAUCAUUUUUUAUUUAGUAUGCACUAAAUGACAUUGAUUUGAUAUUAUGUCCCUCAACACGUUGUUUGGAUAAAGGUGCUUUGCAAAAGAUACAGUUAUGUGCAUAUGGUAUAUAAUAGUGAUACGGUCACAUCAAAGUUAUACAAAGUGACCUCUUGCCAAAAUCCUUGUCAGGUUACUACUGUUCUGAACCACAAUCUUUACUGAAAUGUUCAGAUUACAUUUCAUUGAGUGCUUUUUCAGUUGCCGAUGCUACAAAUAAACUGUAAACGGCAACUGUGCUCUAAUUUGAGUACAUUGAUUUCACAGUGUCUUGAGGGACAUGCACUGGAGACAGGCGCGUUAAAGUUACAUUUAAAUUUUGCAGCAUCCUGAACAGCAAUUUACUGUAAGAAAAUUAGCAGCUCCUAAUGAAACUGGGCUCUGUUUUCUGAAAUUCUACUUUGGCCAUGCUACUGUCGUGUAAACAAUGAGACUCGGAACAGGUUAUCAGUCAGUUGUUUUUUAUUGAAUUACAGCAGACUGGUUCUUAUAAAGAGCAAGCAGGAUUCUUGGUAGCAGUACAGUAGUCCUGAUACAUGUCUGAACAUGACACUAAAGCAGCUGCAGGAAAAAGAAAUACACAAGCGCGCUGAAAGCAGUUCACAGCCAAGUAGUGGAAAAAUUACAGUUACUGUAAUAUUGUCAGAAAUUAGCCUAUAACUACAAAUAAACAUGUGCUGUGCAUCUCUG